Messenger RNA from Aspergillus nomiae NRRL 13137, 1149 nucleotides. Its product is annotated as DUF3712 domain-containing protein. The coding region runs from base 1 to 1149 and encodes 382 amino acids. Gene Ontology annotation, cellular component: fungal-type vacuole membrane. The transcript is spliced from 6 exons. The record is from RefSeq and is a predicted model, not a curated record. Lineage: Eukaryota; Fungi; Ascomycota; Eurotiomycetes; Eurotiales; Aspergillaceae.
AUGGAAGAGAAGCAACACUACCUCGGCUCCAAAGCUGCCAAAUACGCCCUGGGCGUCCAUCGUGGGCCUCUCCCCCAAGACGAUGGCGACGGCUGCACAAUCGAGCAUGUCGAGACGGCAAACACCAUCUCCAUUAUCUUCCUGGCCGUGUUCUUGCCCAUAUUCUUCGUUGUCAUUAUCCCCGCUAUUGCCCAAAGAGUGGUCGACAAUUCGUCGCUCGUCGUCACAGAGACGAGCGUCAUGCAGCCGCGGCCGGAUUCGAUCAUGCUUAGCUUGAAGACCGCUCUGAAGCUGCCCAUCGGCGUUCCUGUGCGCAUCGACCCCAUAGCGAUCAGUCUCUUCAACCGUAAGACAAAGGGCAACGGGACCUGGGCCAAGGUCUACCUCGACGGCGCUACGAUCUCGGGGAAUACCACCCUGGCAGUCAAAGAUCAAUUCACCCCGUUGAAUGUAGAGCAAUGGAAAGAAUACGUCCACAGCGUGGUCUUCGAGAAAAACGCCCCGCUAUCGCUCAACGGCAAAACCACCGCAUAUCUCGGCAAGCUGAAGAAUCACAUCACCAUGGAUAAGGACGUGAAGCAAAACACCCUGGAUUCGUUCGCUGGCUUCGCUAUCGCAGACCCUCAGCUCCUUCUUCCUCCGAGGGAGGAUGGGACCAACCUAAUUGCCAACGCCACCUUGCCCAACCCUUCGGUCAUGACCUUGGAAAUCGGGACAACAGUCCUCGAUCUCAAAAGUGGAGACCUCGUCAUCGGCAACGCAACCAUCGACAACCUUGUCCUCAAACCAGGCAACCACUCUUCCCCCGUCCACGGCAUCAUGGACCUCAAGGUCUUACUCAAGAACCUCGUACCGAUCCUGCAGACCCAGGCCAGCUCCAUCAAGAACGGCUACCUCACUCUCGACACCGUCGGAAAAUCCGUCGUCUACGACGCGUCGAGGUCCCCUACUACACCGAACGGAAACAACAUUUUCUCCAAUCUCACCAAUAACUCGGACUCUAGUGGCGGUGGCGGCGGUUUGCUCGGUCUCCUCGGGGGUUCCGACAAGAGCCUGAGUAAUCUGUUGACCGGUCGCGCUGUGGAUGAGAUCUUGAAUAAUCCCGAGAAGCGCUCAUCUAUUAUUAAUGUCUUAGAGGGGUUCCUAUAG